Messenger RNA from Vicia faba (fava bean), 378 nucleotides. The record is from the annotation of a GenBank genome assembly. NCBI's taxonomy places the organism in Eukaryota, Viridiplantae, Streptophyta, Magnoliopsida, Fabales, Fabaceae.
AUGUUUUCUUCCGACCGCCUUAUAGAAAACCUCUACUUGUCUCCCUGCAGCAUUGAGCUUCAACUGAACAAUAACAGCUUUAAAGCUUGCAAGCUGCUGGGUAUAGUAGAGGCAUCGAUGAAUGCAGAAAUAAAAUCGCCUUGGAUUUCGUUUUUCAAAUCGCACGACAUCAAGUUCCUGAAGAGUGUUUUUUCUGAAAUUUCUUUCUUAAGACAAGAGGUUACUCGAUGCACUAAUGAUGAUCUCUGUGCAUCACAACUGAACAACCAGAGAAGUCUGGAUGAGAACUUUGAGUUCUUUAUAGCGUUUGAGUACGAGAAAACAAUGAUCUUGUGUUCUUGGAGAAUCAAAGAAAGGGGCUCCAUGACAGUAGGUUGA